Diplodia corticola is the source of this 903-nucleotide messenger RNA. RefSeq lists its product as uncharacterized. NCBI's taxonomy places the organism in Eukaryota, Fungi, Ascomycota, Dothideomycetes, Botryosphaeriales, Botryosphaeriaceae. The record is from RefSeq and is a predicted model, not a curated record. The transcript has a single exon. Bases 1 to 903 code for a protein of 300 amino acids.
AUGCCCAACCAAAAGGCAUCGUCCCAGCAACACCACAGCCGCCGACACUCGUGGCCGCCCUUCUCGGCGCGCCACCUCCGGGCCGUCGCACCCGUGCACUUCCACCUCAGCCCCUCGGGCAGUUCGAAGAAGCGCGCGGCAGCAGCGGCAGCAGCAGCAGCGGCGGCGGCGGGAGCAGCGGCACCCGCCACCAUUCCCUUCUCGCCGUCUUCGUCGUCGACCAACAUAUCGCAAAGACCGCCGACGCCAUACGUCGUGGUUUCGCCGCCGACGCCGCCCGAGCAUCCGCCGGAGCUCCCGGACAUCGACGACGACCCGUUCGCGCAUUUCCUGAGCCCGAUGAACGAGGAGGACGACCCGUACGACGAGCUGUCCUUCAGCGCCGGCAUCAUCCCCUCCGACGACAGCGCGACGGACGAGGACGAGGACGGCGCUGUCGGGGGCGGCGGCGGCGGCGAGUGGGACGACGACGAGACGAGGAGGAUCGAGGAGGAAGACAAGCUGAGGAACAAGCUGGCGCGGCGCUGGGCAAAGUACAUCGCCAAGUACCGAGCGGCGGAGGAGGAGGAGGAGGCAGGGCUGAGGGGGGAUGGGCAGGAGGCGCAGCGGAAGAGGAGGAACGACGAAGUGGCGGUGACGGACGAAGGGUACAUGAGCGAGGACUGCGGCACGCCCGUGCUGGUGAGGAAGCAGAGGCCUGGUCCCGAGCCGCUGGAGCCCUACAGGACGGUCGUGCGCGAGCCCACCAAGGGGAGGGCUCAAGACCUGGUUGACGGGAGGAUGAGGAAGAGGAGGAAGCACCGCCAUUCGUGGAGGGCGCCGGACCAGGACCUGUUCACGGUCGUCGAGGAAGGCGAAGGUGCCAUGGAUUCCGAGAUUGAGCAGCGCUACUUUUCUACGUGA